Messenger RNA from Manacus vitellinus (golden-collared manakin), 1322 nucleotides. Its product is annotated as acyl-coenzyme A amino acid N-acyltransferase 2-like. The record is from RefSeq and is a predicted model, not a curated record. The coding region runs from base 35 to 1288 and encodes 417 amino acids. The transcript is spliced from 4 exons. Gene Ontology annotation, molecular function: fatty acyl-CoA hydrolase activity. NCBI's taxonomy places the organism in Eukaryota, Metazoa, Chordata, Aves, Passeriformes, Pipridae. Gene Ontology annotation, biological process: acyl-CoA metabolic process; fatty acid metabolic process. Gene Ontology annotation, cellular component: peroxisome.
GAGCCCACAGAGCCUUUGCCCGGCGGGGUGCAGCAUGGUGGAGGUGACGGUGACGCCGCGGUCCUCGCUGGCUGACCGGCCGGUGCAGCUCCGGGUGCGGGGCCUGUCCCCGUCCCAGCUGGUCACCCUGCGCGCGUGGCUCAAGGACGAGCAGGGCGAGCGCUUCCAGUCCCGCGCCUUCUUCCGCGCCGACGGAUCCGGAGAGGUGGAUCCCGGGAGCCAGGCCGCGCUGGGGGGCAGCUACUCCGGCGUGUGGCCCAUGGGGCUCUUCUGGUUCCUGCAGCCCGACACGCUUUUCCGCUGGCUGGUGAAGCGGGAUGUGGCCGGGAGCCCCUUCCUGGUGCGGCUGGAAGUGUUCGAUGGGGUCCAGCUGGGUGCGGAGCCGCAGGAGCGGCUGCUGGGAUGGUGCGAGGCCGAGCGGUGGUACGUGGGGCCCGGAGUGCAGCGGGUGCCCGUCCGCCAGGGAAGGGUCCGAGGGGCCCUGUUCCUGCCUCCUGGUCCAGGACCCUUCCCGGGGGUGAUUGACAUGUUUGGAGGCGCCGGGGGGCUGAUCGAUUUCCGGGCAGGACUCCUGGCCAGCCGGGGCUUUGCCGUGCUGGCCCUCGCCUUCUUCGCCUACGAUGACCUGCCCCAAGUCCUGUCCCAGUUUGACCUGGAAUACUUCGAGGAGGCGGCGGAUUUCCUCCUCCGGCAUCCCAAGGUGCGAGGCCCUGGCCUGGGCGUGGUGGGCGUCUCCAAGGGCGCGGAGGUGGCCCUGGCCCUGGCCAGCUUCCUGCCGCAGGUGGUGGCCACGGUGUGGAUCAAUGGCACGGCCUUUCUCCACGGCACCCCGCUGGUCUACAAGGACCUGCGCAUCCCACCCAUCCCCUACCGCGUGGAGCGCGUCCUCCUCACCGAGGCGGGAGCCUUGGACAACUCCGCCGUCUUCGCCGACCCCCGCGACCCCGCCUACCGCGCCUCGGCCAUCCCAGUGGAGAAUGUCCGCGGGAAGGUGCUGUUCGUGGUGGGAGAGGCCGACCGGAGCUUCAACAGCAAGCUGUUCGCCCAGCUGGCCCUGGCGCGGAUGCCCCCGGAGAGCGGGCGGAUCCUGUCGUAUCCCGGCGCCGGGCACCUCAUCGAGCCGCCCGGCUCCCCCCUGUGCAGCGUCUCCUGCAUCCGCAGCUCCCCCCGGCCCGUGGUGUGGGGGGGGGAGCCCCAGCCCCACGCCCGCGCCCAGGAACACUCCUGGCACGAGAUCGUCCGGUUCCUGGAGCAGCAGCUGGGCCCAGCCGCCACCACGAAACUGUGAGGGAGCGGGAGAGGGGGUCGGGAAUACCGGGAUU